UUGAGCAUGAUAUCAAAUAAGAAGUCUGCUGUUCCCAAACGUAACAAUAGAGAACAGACAGGUAAUAGUACGCAAUUCACAUAAAGGUAUGUACAUAUGUACAUAUAUGCAGAGAGUUGAUUUGAGCCAAGUGAAUAGUUUGACUCGAAAUCGUAAUUUGGAGAAUUACUACGAGUAAAAAUAUCUGUAAAUUUGCUUCGUUGAGGUAAAGUAGMAUUAUAGUUUAUUGGCGCUGGUUGCUUUGAUUGUGUGGAUAAAAUUGGACAACUGUUUGUUUUUAAGUUGUGAAAAUGGCAGAUUUUGAAAUAAGUCAUGAGGCGAAAAUCAUCGAUGGAAAGGCUAUUGCCGAUAAAAUUAAGAAUGAGCUCAAGGAAAAGAUUUCGGAUUAUAUAGCACAGGGAAAUCGUGCACCAAGGCUAACCGCUAUUUUAAUUGGCACGGAUCCAGCUAGCCAGACAUAUGUAAAAAAUAAGAUGCUUGCUGCUAAAACCGUUGGUAUAAUUAGCAACACCAUCGAUUUGGCCGAUACCACUAGCCAGGAGGAGGUUUUACAGUACAUUAGGAAGUUAAAUGGAGAUACAACUGUUGAUGGUAUUCUAGUUCAGUUACCUGUACCGGAUCACAUUGAUGAACAUACCAUUUGUAAUGCUAUAGCGCCGUCGAAGGACGUUGAUGGUUUUAACGAGAUAAAUGUCGGCCGCUUAGCACUCGAUAUGAAGAGCAUUGUACCAGCAACACCUUUGGGAGUGUAUGAGUUGUUACGACGUACCGAAAUACCCACAUUUGGCAAGAAUGUAGUGGUAAUUGGACGUUCCAAGAAUGUAGGCAUGCCAACAGCGAUGCUGUUACAUACAGAUGGUCGACAUGUAUCGAAGGGUAUGGAUGCCACAGUAACCAUAUGUCAUCGCAAUACGCCACCUGAGCAACUUAAAAAACAUUGUCAGAAUGCUGAUAUAAUUAUUACCGCUGUUGGCAAGCCGGGACUUGUGCGCCGUGAUAUGGUUAAGGCUGGUGCGUGCGUUAUAGAUAUUGGAAUAACACGCAUACCCGGAACAGAGCCAGGUAAAACCAAGCUUGUCGGUGACGUCGAUUUUGAUGAGGUGCGUAAAGUAGCUGGCCACAUAACGCCGGUGCCAGGCGGAGUUGGACCGAUGACAGUUGCGAUGUUAAUGAGCAAUACAUUCAUGGUAGCACAGACGCUCGCUAAGACGAAACUUUCAACUGGUUUCGGCAGCGAUUAGACUCUUCGCAGUAGACAAUUUAUUUAAAAAUAUAGGUUUACUACUAAAGUAUUUUUUUAAUUUACUAUCAUCUUAUGAAUAUGUU
Molecule: messenger RNA, 1326 nt
Organism: Bactrocera latifrons
Lineage: Eukaryota; Metazoa; Arthropoda; Insecta; Diptera; Tephritidae
Gene: Nmdmc
Product: bifunctional methylenetetrahydrofolate dehydrogenase/cyclohydrolase, mitochondrial
Exons: 3
Coding region: 291-1241 (316 amino acids)
Biological process (GO): tetrahydrofolate interconversion
Cellular component (GO): mitochondrion
Molecular function (GO): methylenetetrahydrofolate dehydrogenase (NAD+) activity; methylenetetrahydrofolate dehydrogenase (NADP+) activity; methenyltetrahydrofolate cyclohydrolase activity
Source: RefSeq, a predicted model, not a curated record